Molecule: messenger RNA, 1132 nt
Organism: Ctenocephalides felis (cat flea)
Lineage: Eukaryota; Metazoa; Arthropoda; Insecta; Siphonaptera; Pulicidae
Product: probable aminoacyl tRNA synthase complex-interacting multifunctional protein 2
Exons: 4
Coding region: 236-1132 (298 amino acids)
Cellular component (GO): aminoacyl-tRNA synthetase multienzyme complex
Source: RefSeq, a predicted model, not a curated record
AACUUGGAUAAUCAAAUCAGAAUUCUUUAAAUAUUGUUACUACAUUUUUUUUCUAUUUUCACUUGAAUUAAUAUAUCUUCAAGACAACUAUAAAAUUAUAACAGCAGCGUGCGAAAUUGACAUCUGCAAUAUGCUGUGGUUUGACAUUCUGUCAGCACCAUUUUGUAAACUUUUUACGAUCGGGAUUGAUAUUAAAAAUAAUCUUCCGAGAAAUUGAAAAGUCGAACGAAGCACGAUGUAUUCCGUAAGCCCCAUUAUUACUUACGAAAAAGAUAUAAUUUUGCCAAACUGCAUGUAUAAAGUUAAUAACAUACAUCAUGAAAGCACCCACUUAAAAGGCUUGGAUCAACACUUAACACAGAAUUGCAACAACGUGUCUCAACAGAGGCAAGUAUUAGACAUGCAUAAGCUUGAAGAACAUCAACUAGAGAUUUUGAAGAAAUUAGCAGUUUUGAAGCUAGAAAUGUUAUCCAUGAAAGAAAAUUUACUUAAAGAAUAUAACCUAAAUAAUAAAUUGUCUUCACCAAUGAAGAUUGAAGAUUCAACUCCGAUAGUAAUCUUUUGUAAUCCUUUGCAAAUACCUUAUUCCCUUUUUGCUAUUCAGAAACUUUGGAAGGAAAAAGAAAUUGGAUUUGAAGUUAAAUCUUAUGUUCAUUCAAGUGUUUUAUCUUUAUCACCUGAAGCUGAAGAGUUUAUUCAACAAAUAACUCAGCCAAUUUUUAAUGUAAAACAUAUUUUGAGCGUCACUUUAAUCUGGAAGGAUGUUACUUUUGGUCCUGAGUUAGUCAUUGGAUCAGCGAUGGUAUCUUCAAUUAGAGGAGAAGUUAAUAUUUUACGCUAUCUUAAUUAUGUAGCACCUGGUAUUACUGCAACUGCUUCAGAUCAUGAAACAAAUACUAUUUUAGAUGUUUGCUAUAAACUGUCCAGGGCAAAAACGCAGAAAGAACAUCAAGCAUGUUUACGGUUUCUUAAUAGCAAAUUAGGAAAAAAUAUUUGGAUUUGUAACACAGAGCAAUUGUCAUUAGCGGAUGUUGCAGUUUGUAGUACAAUAAAACAGCUAAAGAAUUCUAAUGAAGUUACACAAAAUAUGACUAAAUGGAUGCAAAGAUGCACAGAAGUUAUUGGUUAUUAA